AUGGUGAAGCUGUUCAUCGGAAACCUUCCCCGGGAGGCCACAGAGCAGGAGAUUCGCUCUCUUUUCGAACAGUAUGGGAAGGUGCUGGAGUGUGACAUAAUUAAGAACUACGGCUUUGUGCACAUAGAAGACAAGACGGCAGCUGAGGAUGCCAUACGCAACCUGCACCAUUACAAGCUUCAUGGGGUGAACAUCAACGUGGAAGCCAGCAAGAAUAAGAGCAAAGCUUCAACCAAGUUACACGUCGGUAACAUCAGCCCCACUUGUACCAACCAAGAGCUUCGAGCCAAGUUUGAGGAGUAUGGUCCGGUCAUCGAAUGUGACAUCGUGAAAGAUUAUGCCUUCGUACACAUGGAGCGGGCAGAGGAUGCAGUGGAGGCCAUCAGGGGCCUUGACAACACAGAGUUUCAAGGCAAAAGAAUGCAUGUGCAGUUGUCCACAAGCCGGCUUCGGACUGCCCCUGGUAUGGGAGACCAGAGUGGCUGCUAUCGGUGUGGGAAAGAAGGGCACUGGUCCAAAGAGUGCCCAGUAGAUCGUACAGGUCGUGUGGCAGACUUUACUGAGCAGUAUAAUGAACAAUAUGGAGCAGUUCGCACACCUUACACCAUGGGCUACGGGGAAUCCAUGUAUUACAACGAUGCAUAUGGAGCACUCGACUACUAUAAGCGAUACCGGGUCCGCUCUUAUGAGGCAGUAGCAGCGGCGGCAGCGGCUUCUGCAUACAACUACGCAGAGCAGACCAUGUCCCAUCUGCCUCAAGUCCAAAGCACAACUGUGACCAGCCACCUCAACUCUACUUCUGUUGAUCCCUACGACAGACACCUAUUGCCAAACUCUGGCGCUGCUGCCACUUCAGCUGCUAUGGCUGCUGCUGCGGCCACCACUUCCUCCUACUAUGGAAGGGACAGGAGCCCACUGCGUCGUGCUGCAGCCAUGCUCCCCACAGUUGGAGAGGGCUACGGUUAUGGGCCAGAGAGUGAGUUAUCUCAGGCUUCUGCAGCUACACGGAAUUCUCUGUAUGACAUGGCCCGGUAUGAACGGGAGCAGUAUGUGGACCGAGCCCGGUACUCAGCCUUUUAAAAACUGGAGGUGUGAACCUCAAAUGGACUGAAUAACCCUGAGUUGGUUGCAGUCCCAGGAGCCUGAUGUUAAUGAGGCUGCCAGGAUGAAAUACUCCAGAACUGUUGGGGAUCCAAAUUCGGGUCUCACCCUAGCAGAACUGAUCCAAGAACGUCACAACUUUUGAAGUCGAUUGGCACAGAUCAAGACCAAGAUUUGGCCCUUUGUCUGUAAUAAGUAGAGGAACUUGGUGUGAGUUAACUUUUUUUUUCCCCCAGCCAUUGGUGUCUGGAGUUCCCAUCAUCAAUAGAAGGAUUAGAGAAUUCUAGGAAUGAUUUCUUCUUUUGAUUUGGCAAGGGAGAUUUGGUCAAUUAGGGGAACUACUGGAACUGUGGCUCUCACUCUGUGACAGUGUGACAUGUAGGUGUGUUGGAAUUGGGUGAAUGACUGGCUGCUCCUUGAUAUCCUACCCCUUGUGACCAUCAUUUCUGAAAGCUUGUUUACUGUGAAAGAUUAAAACGAAACACAUUUAGAAUAGUGUAAUUCGCCAUAUAUGACAUCUCAGCAUCUUCUGCUUUUCCUGGACCCCAAACUUAAAUUGCAGUUCUUGAAAAUGUAUGUAUGCCCUUUGUUACAGCAACAGUUACAGUUUGUUACAGCCUUCUGUCACAGGGGUUUUCUUGCCUAAAAGAUGGAUAAGAAAGAUGUAUUUAUCACCAACACAUUCUUCAGCUAGAUUGCAUCUUGUCCUAUAUAUAUAGCCAUAAGUAGAUUCCUAUAUAUAUAGCUGUUGAUAGACUCCUAGGUAAUUACAUGGGAUAUGAGUUAGAUCCAGUCUGACUUGGUUUUGUUUUGUUCUUUUUUUCCCCCCCCUGGAAUACAGGACGGGACCCAGGGCGCUUGUACUCGGAGCCAGGCUGCUCUCCAGGCAUUGUGUAAGCCUCUUGUGUUGUGCUCUCUUUCAGGUAGGAUAAUUGCGGACUGAACCCUCGGGCUGCGGUCAUAUAUGAGAACUUGCUCCGCGCGGUCCCCUUUGCCGGGAUGUUUCCAUUGCUUCAUGUUUCAGUAAACAAAAGGAGUUUGUGACCAACUAUGUUUUCUUUCUUAAUUCUUCUAAGUUGACUUUUCUUUCCUCCUGAAACUAGUCUCUGUAGCCUUUCACUCUGUUCCUUAUAUUCUCAGCCUCUGAGCAGCCCUAGGUAAGGAUUAUGCUGGCAUCCCCUUUUUCCUGUGCAGUGGAACCCCUCUUAUCUUGCUUUCCCUAGGAGUUGAAUCCUCCCUGCCUACCUGCAGCAUCUCCUUUCCCUUUAAAAUGACCAUGUAGUGGCAAGCAGCCUUUUACUCUUCUGUUAGCUCUGGACUCUUAACACUGAAGUUACUCUUCUGAAAUUGCUAGGACCAUUGGGGGUUUUGUUGUUUUGUUUUGUUUUUUUAUGUCCAACCUGUGAUCGUGGUACAGCAUUAGCUGAAAUUUACCCUUGUUUUACUCCACUCCUCCCUUUUUUUUUUAAAAUUUUUUGACAAAUAAACGUUUCUAACACUUAAA
Molecule: messenger RNA, 2605 nt
Organism: Pongo pygmaeus (Bornean orangutan)
Lineage: Eukaryota; Metazoa; Chordata; Mammalia; Primates; Hominidae
Product: RNA-binding protein 4B
Exons: 3
Coding region: 1-1080 (359 amino acids)
Cellular component (GO): nucleus
Molecular function (GO): zinc ion binding; mRNA binding
Source: RefSeq, a predicted model, not a curated record